GAUCGGUCCCGGGUCUGUGGUGAUGGGUCACGGAUCUGUGGUGAUCGGUCACGGGUCUGUGGUGAUCGGUCACGGGUCUGUGGUGAUCGGUCCCGGGUCUGUGGUGAUGGGUCACGGCUCUGUGGUGAUCGGUCACGGCUCUGUGGUGAUCGGUCAAGUCUCUGUGGUGAUGGGUCACGGCUCUGUGGUGAUCGGUCACGGCUCUGUGGUGAUCGGUCACGGCUCUGUGGUGAUCGGUCACGGCUCUGUGGUGUGUUGAUUGGUCAUGGCUCUGUGAUCGGUCACGGCUCUGUGGUGUGGUGA
Staurois parvus is the source of this 303-nucleotide messenger RNA. The record is from the annotation of a GenBank genome assembly. NCBI's taxonomy places the organism in Eukaryota, Metazoa, Chordata, Amphibia, Anura, Ranidae.